AUGGCACCUGCGAACCAGCAGUAUACGUUGGUAGGUUUCAGGGAUGAUUUAGACUGGAAUACUUUGCACUUUGUGAAGCACCUUCCUCGAAAUAGGCUGUGUAGCGUAUGCGGGCUCGUACGCAAGACAACCGCGAAUCUGCCAUGCGGCCACGUAGCGUGCCAUUUCUGUUAUGAACAGUGCAGAACAGCGGACGGAUACGCUUGUCCGAUCGACGGUGAAAUCUGCUCGGAAGAGGAUGUUGGCUGGAUAGAUUUCCCUGCUGAAAAUCUGCUGAAAAGAGAGGUUAAAUGCUGGAACCAAGGACACGGUUGCCCACCUAUAAUGGCUGCCUCAGAAGUCCGCAAGCACUUCCACCGAGAGUGUGAAUACCACUGCACAUUCUGUCCAAGAUGCUCGACAAUGGUGUUAUGCCGGGAUAUGUGCGAACACAUGAGAGCUUCAUGCAACGCCCAUGCAGCACCUCAAGCAGUGGAAUGCGAGGAACAGUUAAGCAACACUGUGGAGAAAGGAAUCUCGGCCAUUGUCAGGAAAGUAGUGCAAGAGGAGGCCGGUGAAAUGAAGGCUCUUCUAGAGCGAGCACUUAAAGACAAUGGUGCGCUUAAUGACAACCUAAUUGAGGUCUCCCAAAAUAUGAACUCCCUAAAGGAAUCAGUGAGCCAAGGCAUUGCGCCGGUGGGACAAAUUAGUGAAAUGACACACCGCGUGUUGGACGGCAUCAACACACUUCAUGGAGUGGUUAACAGUGAAACGGCUGACAUAAAAAAGCAAAACGCCGAAGAGCUCCCUCGAGUUCGAGCUGCAGUCGAAAGCGUGAAAGUAGAUGCAGGAGCAAGCAUCAAGACGAUUCUGGAGAUGCAGAAGAAAACACUAGCAUACGCCGAAAAAAAUCAAACGCGUUGCGACUUUUUCGUUCCAGGAAUGCGUUCGCUUGAAGCGAAGGCAUUGAACGACGGCGAUGCCAAUUAUUACUAUGAGCAGGUCUACCUUCGCGGUUACAACGUAUCACUUGGUGUUCAACUAACGAAGAAGAAGGAAGGUGCGUUUAUUAAUGCGCUGCAUCGGCUGCACAAGGGUGAGCACGACGACGUGAUUCAGUGGCCUUUCGAGCAUAAAUUCAGGUUAACCAUUAUACACCCUCUUGAAAACGAACAAAAAGAACAUAUUCGUAAGACGUAGCGUCUUCUUGAAAACUACAAAAAGCCAACGAAUUC
This is a messenger RNA of Rhipicephalus sanguineus (brown dog tick), 1214 nucleotides long. Its product is annotated as TNF receptor-associated factor 6-like. Gene Ontology annotation, molecular function: protein binding. Bases 1 to 1179 code for a protein of 392 amino acids. The transcript has 2 exons. NCBI's taxonomy places the organism in Eukaryota, Metazoa, Arthropoda, Arachnida, Ixodida, Ixodidae. The record is from RefSeq and is a predicted model, not a curated record.